AUGUCCACCGACAGCGGGAUUCCUUUGCAAAGUAACAGCAGAGAAGGAAGAGAAGAUACUGAUGUGAAGGCACCUAUUCUUGCGAAACCGCAAAUAUCUUCCGAAUCGGAUAUUAUCUAUAAUGGCGUCAAAAGUAACAUACACACUACUCCAUACGUUUCUGAAACAAAUCCUUUACCCAGUAAUUUCGAUCCAUAUGUCCAUUUAAAACCAAAACAUGACAUUCCCGAAAACAAUGGAAACGGUGACAUACGAGAUAUUCUAAAGCAAUUGGUUGGAGAAAAUAAAGAAAAGAAUCCGGGUUCCGGAAAUGUUAUCAACAUUGGAAAUAUUAAUAUCUAUAAUUCUCCUGAUCAGCAGUACUACGGAACCGCGUUCCGACGACCUCCUGAUCCGUGUGUUCCACAUCAUUACGACUACCCUGAACAUCCAAAAGGAGGAUAUACGUCUCCAACAGUAUCUGAGGAGGAUGUCUACAUUGGCCGGUCUGAUCGGAAAACAGCCGUAGAACAUAACCAGUCAUCCGUUCCCGACGACGAGCAUAUCAAACCAUACAGAGUGACAAGAAACUUCUUAUCUAACUCUAGACCUUUUUCAGGAAUACGGGAUACAUCAACGCCCACUCAGUUGGAACAAAGAGCUGCAAGGCACGCUAAGCUACAAGGACCGGAAGAAACACCUACCCGGAUUAUAAUUCAGCCUCGACACUCUUCUGAGGACCGUCCAAGAGUAUAUGAUGUUCAGCUAAUUAUGAAGGAUUCCAAACAGCGAUGGGAAGGAGAAUUAAAGUCCUCGUCAACUCAAGAUUUGAACCAAGAACCGCUGUCGCCUGCUGACACAUCAAAUUCGGAGGACAGUACUUAUAACAGCCACAGCGAACCACGUGAUGGAAUCCGUCCGACAAUUUCUGAAGAUAUUUGGAUUAGUCCACAAUCAGGACGACAACAGGAUACCGAAAUUAACAGAACAGCCCAAACUAUGAGUAAUGAUUAUAAUGAAGAUAUUGAAGAAAAAUGGAAUUCUGCUGAUGACAACACUAUAGUGAAAGUUCCUUCUUCAGCAACAGAGGAUUAUCAAGGAUAUACCAAAGAAAGGGUAAAUUCCGUGGUUAACCCAGUAUACAUGAGGACACCAUCAUUCGGAUUCGCGAAAUACAACAAUCCUCCUGGUUAUACGAACUACCCACCAGAGUACAGUAAUGAAAUGCAAGCGUCUCAUGGAAACCAGAACCUGAACAGAGGAUGGUCAAUGUCUCAAUCAACACCAGAUAUAAGACAGAAUGCUUUAGUCCGAACAUCCAGUUGGUUUCCGAGUAAGCCCAAGGUCAGUAGUCACCAGUGCUCAAUAGCGGGUUUUGUUACUAUGCAUGACGAGAAGACGAUAGAAGACGCCAAGGAGAUGCUGGAGAGUAAUGGAAAGGACGGAAACUGGCUGGUGACGUCAGCAGUGAGACAGCCAAUGCAGUCACAUUGUCUCCACGUACGGCUACAUAGCAAGAUCAGUUCAUUUCCAAUCAACAAAGCUAAAAACAACAAACUCAAUAUUGACACAACAAGAAGUAAGUCGUUCGCUUGUAUUUGUAAGCUGAUCUACUACUACACAAACAAGAAAAACUUACCCAACCAGGACGUGAAGUUGGCAGAUGCAUUCAGGAUGCCUCCACCAUGUGGGACAACGGACACUUUUUCCCAAGUGUCGCAUCUCUAA
This is a messenger RNA of Ylistrum balloti, 1707 nucleotides long. RefSeq lists its product as uncharacterized. NCBI's taxonomy places the organism in Eukaryota, Metazoa, Mollusca, Bivalvia, Pectinida, Pectinidae. The transcript has 10 exons. The coding region runs from base 1 to 1707 and encodes 568 amino acids. The record is from RefSeq and is a predicted model, not a curated record.